UGCCUCAGACCAAAGGCACGGAGAAGAGAGGGAGAGAGAUGGGCAUAUCAGGCUCAAAGCGAGUGAGGAACUCGCUCUCCAGCUCACCCGAGUUCGACUCAGCGUGCGACUCAGCCUACUCGCACUGUCUCUCCUUGACGCAGCACGCAUUCGCAGGCGUCUUCCCCUACCAACUCGCCGCCGCCUCCGACCACCUCCACCGCACGCUCUCCACCAUCCGCCCCCACCCUCUCGUCCUCAAGUGGCUCCCCUCUCCCCCCACCGGGGCCCAGGUCGACUCGGCCUUCCGGGCCGUCACUCACCGCCGGCCCACCAGAGACGACCCCUCUGUUAUUGGGCCGGCCCAGUUCAGGGAGUGGGCCGUCGAGCUGUUCUCGCACGCCGUUGUGUUCAACGCUAGCAAAGCCGUUCUGUGCCGUGUCCCGAUCGGAAUCGCUGGGAUCGCUGGAAUCGGAGCCGUGACUCGGUCCGGAAAGAACCUGGUUGGGACCGCGAUUGGGGUUUACGCGCUUGGCGUCGCCACUUCUGUUUAUCUUAGUUUGUCAGGCUAGAUUUUUUUCUUUUCUUUUUUUGGGAGUUUCAUGUUUGUACAUUGUUUGACACGUGGCUUGAUGCUUUGAUCUUAAGCUAUCUUCAAGAACAUGACAAUUAUUGAUCGUCCGCUACAAAAUUGCUUAA
Alnus glutinosa is the source of this 678-nucleotide messenger RNA. RefSeq lists its product as uncharacterized. The record is from RefSeq and is a predicted model, not a curated record. The coding region runs from base 39 to 551 and encodes 170 amino acids. Lineage: Eukaryota; Viridiplantae; Streptophyta; Magnoliopsida; Fagales; Betulaceae. The transcript has a single exon.